Lineus longissimus is the source of this 3504-nucleotide messenger RNA. RefSeq names its product ethanolamine-phosphate cytidylyltransferase-like. NCBI's taxonomy places the organism in Eukaryota, Metazoa, Nemertea, Pilidiophora, Heteronemertea, Lineidae. Gene Ontology annotation, molecular function: ethanolamine-phosphate cytidylyltransferase activity. Gene Ontology annotation, cellular component: cytoplasm. The record is from RefSeq and is a predicted model, not a curated record. Bases 275 to 1414 code for a protein of 379 amino acids. Gene Ontology annotation, biological process: phosphatidylethanolamine biosynthetic process. The transcript is spliced from 17 exons.
GUUCGAAAUUUCCAGGACAAAUUAUUUUGGGCCUCAAAUUUCAUGAUCUAGUCAUUCGAUUUCUCCACGAAACUGUGUCUUCCACUAGAGAUCACAAGAGAGGAUUUCCUGCUAACUAUCUGCUUUCCAAAGCAAAUUGGAAACUCCUCAUCUCUGAAGUUCUGUCCAGAUUUCAACCACAUUUACCGAAAACACCCGAAAAAAGAGAUCCGUAAAACAGUGAGCCAGGAGACAAGUUUUUUUUAUUCCAUAGCGAUUGCUGAAGAGGUUUGACAUGGCUGAGAGCAGUGAAAAGAAGCCUGUUAGGGUUUACAUUGAUGGCUGCUUUGACAUGGUUCACUUUGGUCAUGCAAAUGCCAUCAGACAGGCAAAGCAACUAGGGGACCAUCUGACCGUUGGAGUUCACUGUGAUGAAGAGAUCACGAAACACAAGGGACCCCCAGUCUACACUGAACAAGAACGUUACACUUUGAUACGGGCUAUCAAAUGGGUUGACGAGGUCAAAGAGGCUGCCCCCUAUUUCUGCAGCAUGGAACUGCUUGAUGAGAACAACUUGGACUUUGUAGCCCAUGGAGAUGAUGUGACAGUGUCUGCUGCUACCGGUGUUGAUGUUUACGACCACAUGAAGAAAUCGGGGAGAUACAAAGAAUUCAACAGAACUACAGGUGUUUCAACCACAGAUAUUGUCGGAAGAAUGUUGUUAUUGACCAAGGCUCAUCACCAAUACUCAGAAGAUAACCUCAACAAGGAUGAAGUUGGCGAGAUAGGGCAGACGCAACGUGAGCGCAUCGACUCAUUCUCAAAAGAGCCUAUGGAUAACAGCACCAAAAGUCCGUACACUGGUACAUCCCAGUUUCUUGCCACAUCUAAGAAGAUCAUACAGUUUUCCUCCGGCAAGGAUCCAAAACCUGGGGAUAGGAUUGUUUACGUUGCAGGAGCUUUUGAUUUGCUGCAUGUCGGUCAUGUAAACUUCCUCGAGGCUGCUUCCAAAAAGGGCGAUUUCCUGAUUGUUGGUCUUCACACAGACCUGAUUGUCAACCGAUACAAAGGUUCAAAUUACCCCAUCAUGAAUUUAAACGAACGAGUUUUGAGUAUCCUCUCAUGCAAGUUUGUCAGUGAAGUUGUGAUAGGAGCACCAUAUACAGUCACACAGCAGAUGAUGGAUCAUUUCAGUAUUGAUUUAGUUUGUCACGGCAUCACCAAAAUUUCACCAGAUAUUGAUGGAAUUGACCCAUAUGAAAUACCCAAGAAAGCUGACAAAUUUCUUAUGAUCCAGAGUAACUCAACGUUGACGACAGAAAUGGUGGUGGAGAGGAUCAUCAGACACAGGCUCGACUUUGAGACAAGGAAUAGGAUAAAGCAGGAGCGGGAAGUUCAGAAAAUAAAUGAAAAGAAAAUGCUGGAUGAGCAAUAGGAGAAACGUACUCAUCCCCCUCCACCCUGCCUGGGGCAUCACAUAGAUCAGACACCACUCCUCUCCACUUUCUCUGUCAUGGGCCACUCUCCACGUCAUUCAGCUCUUGACCUGACCUCUGCCUCAGUGGAUCUUCUCCAGGUUGCGUGUGGUCUACCACUGCUCCUUUUUCCCUGAGGGUGCCAUGUCAAGGGACGACGUGUGAUGCUCUUUGGCUUGGGUGGAGUUUGGAAAAUAAGGGAAAAACAAUGAUAACGGGGGUAUAUUUAUUCGAAUUUGUAAAAAAACUGGAGCUAGUAGUAUUCAGAUGGUAGAUCUAGAUAAGAAAGAAUCAUAUGACAUAGUUUUGUAGUUGCCUGAAUUCUUGUAAAUUUCAUGAAGAAUGAUGUAAUUAUUUUAAUAAACAUGUACAUGUACGACAUGGGUGGAUUAUAAAUUUUUAAUCAACGCUACAUUUUAGAACCUGUAAAUUAAAAACUUACUGUGUAUGUUUAUGGACAAUGUGACUAAUAUUUGAAUGUAUCUGGAGAAUUAGCCAUGAAAAUGUAGAGAAUGAAUUUGCUUGUUGGCAAAUGUGUUGAUUAUGUAGAUGAUAGAAACACUAGAGGGGUAUGAGUGAGGUUACCAGGACGUGUUGUCCUUGAUGUUAAGUCUUAACAGCAACAUAGUGCACAGACAAUGCAAAUAUAGAUCGAAAAUGACUCUCUGAAGUGUCUUUGUAUAGAUAAAGAAUUGAUUGUGUAGAUGUACAUGUCCUGUGUCAACAGGUUUAUGCUGGCUGAUAGGUCUUAAAUCAGCACCAUGUUGGGAACAAAUUGGGAACAGAGUUUUCCAGAAAUAACUACGCCGCAUCUGAGCCAGCCGACGUCUUUCAUUAGAAAUUAGAAAUUUGUACUUAAAUUUGAAAGUUUCAGAUUGUGUAAAUACGUUCUAUGCUGUUAUGACGACAGAUAUCCAUGUCAUUACGAUGCCACGAUUCAGCACAUUUGCAUAAUAAUGGCACUACCGCGAUGUAUAUACAUGUAACUGCUUUUCUAUCUUCCUGGACCACCAUUAAAUACAAAUGGCAUUCCCCUUUCAUAGAGAGGUUCAACUGAGCCUAUUGUUACAUUAUAAACUAGCCUUGGUAUCCUCAUCUAAUCUAAGCCACCAGGAAAAACGAACAGUGUACCCCUUUAAGGACACAUUUUAUCACGAUGAAGGCUUCCUUUGGGAGUACGCAUGGUAACAACAUUUUGUGUUUAAGACUUGUUAGUUUGCAUACAUUUAAAUCUAAGUCAUUUUCUCAGAGUGGUAUAAAUUGAUAAUCUUGUUUUGUUAGGAAACUCUUCAUUAAGAUCGCCAUUCUAGCAUUACAAGCAUGUUAAACUGCUGGUUUAUAUCUUUUAAGUUUUCCUUUUAUUCUAUUUUAAAAUUUUAGCUUGGGGAUGAUGGAUAUCCUAGAAGUUAUAACUUUGCGAGAAAUUUUUGUUGUAAAUACAAAACUGUUUACCCAAUUGACGUAGAAUUUGUUAAGCCUUGCCCUGCAGCAGCCAUUUUUCGGCCACCGCUGACACCAAUGUUGAACAGUGGAGCUAACAGUUCGUUGGGCGUGUUUAGAGAGGGUGCUACCACGUGCUGGUAUGUUUGUAUUUUAGAUAGCACGUCACCCGCAGAGAAAGGGUUAAGAAAGUCGCACCAAUUGCAUGUAGGCUUUGUAGGAAAGGCACCAAUUAUGAUGAUAUAUGGGAAACAAGAGCACCAAUAUGGCACAUGUAAGGACUAAGGAAAGUGUAAAUCUUUCAGAGUGAUAUUUAUGAAAGUAGAAGAAGUAGAUCAUCUUUCAGUGCUCUCAAAUCAAAAGCACAGUAAAAUUUGUAGCCAUAAACUUAAACAAUAUUGAUCUCUGUUGAUUAGUUCGAUGAAGAUUUUGUCUGUACAUUAAGCACUGUCAUUUAAUUUUAUUGCUAUACACAACCAUAGAUUAGGAGAUGCUGGAUAUACAUGAUAUUCAUGUACAUGUAUAUACACCCUGCUUAUGUCAUUUAUUAGAGGUGGCUGUUUAUUUGUUCGGUUUCAGUGAAAUGGGAUAAGUAAAAAGCAUAUUGCCA